AUGAUUAAAAAUCUGGGAAAAGCGAAUUACGAUUACAGCGCAGGCGAUAGCGAUGAGAUGAGCGUGGCUGAAGGCGGAUACCUGUUGAUUCUCGAUGACAGUGAGGCUGAAUGGCUCCUAUGCAAAGCCACCGACUCUGAUCAAUCAGGGCUCGUUCCUGGGAAUUAUUUGGAACUCGUUCAGCCAUCUCUGACACUGAAAGCUGUGUAUGAAUACACCGCUAACAGCGACGACGAGUUGUCAUUCGCAGAGGAUGAUUUGUUAGAUAUCUACAACCCAGUCGACGGCGACGAUUGGUUGUUGGCUAGUAGACGCGCCGACACCCAAUCUGGUUUGGGUUAUAUCCCUGCCAAUUAUACCCAAGAAUGUAGCCCAGGACAGAGCACAGAUGUUGCACCAGAAAUCCCCACCGGAAACCCCCAAGAACACACCCCAGAAACACCCCACGAAACAACCCCCGAACCCCCGGUUUACCAGCCAUCGGUCGCUGAACUCGGCCCUCCACCCGCGCAUCCCUCCAGAUCUUCCCAACCUUCCCAAAAGAGCAGCAACCAACAAGACCCCAUCCAAACCUGGCCAAUUACCUCCAUCGACGCCAAGAAGAAGCGUAAGGGUACCCUCGGCAUCGGAAACGCUGCUCUCUUCUUCUCCUCCGACAACGACAAGAACCCCGUCGAACAAUUCUCCUUGUCUGACUUAUCCACCUUCCACAUCGACAAGAAUCGUCUUUACGUCUCUUUCUCCACUCAAUCCCUCGAAUUCCUCGCUUCUGACCGCAAAUUCAUGCCCGAGAUCGAUCACAAGAUACGCUACAGCUCCAAUUUAAUCAACAACAACCUCGACCUCGAUGAUGCUGUCGUUGACGGUGAUAACCAAAUCAACUCCGAUAACUCCGAUGACGAACCUCUUUCCAACAAGACAUCAAAAGGCGUUCACUUUAAAGAAACCCCUCCAUCUCCCAUCGAAGCCCCUCAGUAUUCUUCUGACGACAACGAAACUAGUACUCCCGACGAUCCUCCCGCUAUCGCUAUCGCCCUGUACGACUUUGCAGCUGAAUCCGAUGACGAGCUGAGCGUUAAAGAGGGUGACCGUGUUCUCGUCCUCGACAGAGUAUCCAGUCUCGACUGGUGGACAUGCAAGCAACACAUGAAUGAAGGUGUCAUUCCCGCCUCCUACUUGCGAAUAAUUGAGGAGAAUGUGAGUGUGGACAAGUCAUCAAGCCAGCCGACGUCGAAAUCGCAACCCGAACACGAACAAAACCACGAUCCCGAAGAAGAGGCUAUGAAGAGGGUGAUUGCCGAGACACACAAACGCAACGAAGCAUCAACGCUCGCGAUGGAUGUCGCCCCUGCUCAUCACCCGUCCCGCCAUCAAUCAAAGAAUGACAGGCAGUCCAAGCAGGGCAAAGGAAGACAAUCACCCACUCACAAACCUAAACCUAACCCCGCUAACCUCCGUCUGUGGCAUGAUAAAACGGGACAGUUUAAAGUUGACGCCGAGUUCCUCGGCUUGCGCGAUCAUAAAUUACGCCUGCUCAAGGUUAAUGGCGUCACUAUAGAGGUACCCCGCGAGAAAAUGUCCAAGCCCGAUCUCGACUAUAUAGACGGGAAAGGGGGUGAUAGUGGUAGUGGGAGUGACAGUGGGAGUGACAAGAGUGAAAGCGAGAGCGGAAGCGAAAACAAGAGACAGAGUAAAAGCAAUACACGAAGGGCGCACAAAGUCAAACCAACACGACCAACCCAGCCAUUCGAUUGGUUUGAUUUCUUCCUACAAGCCGGCUGCGGUGUAGAUGAGUGUGACCGCUACGCACGCAAUUUCGAGCGGGACAGGAUGGAUGAGGGAAUAUUACUAGACAUCGAUAGCAGCACGCUACGCACACUAGGGUUGAAAGAAGGGGAUAUCCUGCGCGUCAACAAGGCUAUCUCGGCUCGACGUCUCGCUAGCGGUGACGGGGUUGUGAGUAAAGAGGAGCAAAUACGACGCGAUGAGGCGUAUGCGCGCCAGCUUGAACAGGAGGCUGCACCUCCACCUAACCUCUUCGCUAGUGGUCCAGGAGGUGUACUUAAGAACACGCGUAGAGGUAGACCUACACCACGCUCUCCGGUGAAUGACCAGAUAGACGAGGGGAGUAUUAGCGUGGCUAAGGAGUCACUGAGUAGUGGUAAUGGUGGGGCUGGCAAUUUGGGUCAAGAUGUGAAUCUGUUGGAUCUGCACGAUGCCAAUGAUGCAAAUACUAAUAAUACUAGCAAUAACAACAGCAACCCCAAGAGAAGCUCUUCGACUACCCCCCUCACAAGCGGCUUCGAUGAUGAUGCCUGGACCGUGAGGGAUAAUGUGCAGAGCAAGAUCGCCGACACACCUUCACCCAUAUCGGCCGAGACAAUAACAAAGAAUGAGAGUGUAUCGCCGGUGCCAGCGUCAGCUACAGGAGCAGGAGGAGCCACAGAACCCACACAACCACUCCAGCCGCAACCAACCAAUACCCUUAACACCCCACAUAACCCCAACUCGAUGGAUAGCAUCAUGGCGAAAAUCGCAGCGAACAAACAGGCGCAGAACGACGCAGCACACAAGGCGCAACAGGAAGCACAAGCUAGAGAGCUAGCGGAGCUGCGUGUGCAACAGGACAGAUUACAGAACCAGCUGCAGGCGUUGCAGAUGUCGCAGUCGCAGCAGCAGCAGGCGCAACCUCAACCCCAACAACCAAUGCAAACAGGAUUACCGAUACCAUCACACUUACCAGCACACAUGCAAAUGCAAGCUCCCGCCAAGGGCCCUGUUGCACCACUUCCUCAAAACCAGAGCCUGCUGCAGCCACUCAUACCGACGAAUACAGGGCUCAGUUUUAGACCCACCUCCACAUCUGCAUCCGCAUCCGUAUCACCGGGUUUGACGCCGCAGCAGACUGGACUCAUGCCACAGCAGACGGGAAUGCAGGGAAUGCAGGGUAUGCAGGGUAUGCAAUCACAGAUGCAACCACAGAUGCAGCCUCUCCACCCCCAACUUACAUCCAUGCAGGGAUUCACUCAGCAGAUGCAGCCCAAGCCGGGUUUGGCUAGCCCUGCCAGCCCAGUCACCUCACCUACAUCCACUAGCUCAAACCAAUACAACCCAAGCUCAGUCUUUGCAAGCAUGCGUUCGGGGCAGUUUGACGCAGGCGGUGCAGGUAAUACCCCUCCUCAACCAGCUCCCAGCGACCGCUAUGAUGCUCUCAGAGCCCAGCCGACGGGCAUGGGCUACAUGAUGCCCCAGCAGACAGGAUACAUGAAUAGCAGCUAUAGACCAUACUGA
Messenger RNA from Wallemia ichthyophaga EXF-994, 3291 nucleotides. Its product is annotated as Actin cytoskeleton-regulatory complex protein SLA1. Lineage: Eukaryota; Fungi; Basidiomycota; Wallemiomycetes; Wallemiales; Wallemiaceae. The coding region runs from base 1 to 3291 and encodes 1096 amino acids. The record is from RefSeq and is a predicted model, not a curated record. The transcript is spliced from 3 exons. Gene Ontology annotation, molecular function: ubiquitin binding; cytoskeletal protein binding; protein-macromolecule adaptor activity.